Penicillium brevicompactum is the source of this 2235-nucleotide messenger RNA. RefSeq names its product CCR4-Not complex 3'-5'-exoribonuclease subunit Ccr4. Gene Ontology annotation, biological process: nuclear-transcribed mRNA poly(A) tail shortening. NCBI's taxonomy places the organism in Eukaryota, Fungi, Ascomycota, Eurotiomycetes, Eurotiales, Aspergillaceae. The record is from RefSeq and is a predicted model, not a curated record. Gene Ontology annotation, cellular component: cytoplasm; nucleus; CCR4-NOT complex. Gene Ontology annotation, molecular function: protein binding; poly(A)-specific ribonuclease activity. The transcript has 2 exons. Bases 1 to 2235 code for a protein of 744 amino acids.
AUGGCAGAUGGUACCUACAGGUUCCAGCAGCCUGGGGCCGGGCAAUUCUACUUCCAAACUCAAGCACAACAGAACCCUCAUCAGCGACACAUCGUUCGGAACGGGACCAAUUCCCCGACGGGUCGACUGAAAUUCAACACCGACACCCCCUCCCCCUCCCGAUCCCCUGCCCUCAACCAGGCUGCUGCUAUCACACCUUUCAGCAAUAUGUACGGUCAAACGCACCAAGGCCAGCAUGUCAUGAUGAAUGGCGGUCAGGCCCACCAGCGCUUUGGCAUGCAGAUCCCGAAAUUCCAAUCGCAAUCCCACCACUCUCAUCACACCCAGCAGCCACAUCAUCAUGCUCAUCACACACAAGCCACACACAACCUCACCCACCAACACAACUUUGCUGCCGGUGGACUCGCAACCUCCACAGCCUCGCAUUUCACCUCUACCCACCUGCAGAACGGAGUGCCGACCGCAGUGGAUGACGACCUAGACGAAUCAAUGAACGAACAUUGGCAGCAGCAGCUCCAGCUUGCAGCGGAGUCCAGACAAGCCACUUCGCCUCACUACCACGCCCGCAUCAUUGCGCAACAAACGAAAGGAAUCCAGCUCAUUUCUAGUCAGGAUGCGGAAUCAGAUGGGCGCAAUGGCACCAACGGGAAACCACAAGGUUGGAAUGCGCUCGAUUUUGGUGGACAGGGUUUGCGCGCGUUGACAACGUCUUUGUUCAACUACGACUUCGUUGAGAAGCUGUACCUCAACUCCAACAAGCUCAAAGUGCUCCCUCCGGCUAUUGGCAAGCUGCGAAAGUUAACUCAUCUGGAUCUUUCGGGGAAUGAUUUGACUGAGCUACCAGAAGAGCUCGGUAUGCUUUCAAACCUGAAGAAGCUCCUCCUCUUUGAUAACAACAUUCGCACACUUCCUUACGAGAUGGGUUAUCUCUACCGACUGGAAACCUUGGGCAUUGAGGGAAACCCCCUGAACGAGGUUCUCAAGUCUCAAAUCAUGAAAGAUGGCACUAAAGCUCUUAUCAAGUACCUCAAGGAAGAGAUGCCAGUUCACCUCCCUCCCCCCGAUCGUGACUGGGUCAUCCUUGAUGAUACUUCCGCCACCUCCAACAGUACUGCGGAAAAGAUCACCGUUCUGUCGUACAACACCUUGUGUGACUCAUCUGCCACCGAAUCGCACUACGGCUAUGUGCCCACACGUGUAUUAUCCUGGGAAUACCGACGCGAGCUCAUUCUCAAUGAAUUACGAUCCCACAACUCAGAUAUCGUCUGUUUGCAGGAGGUUGAUCAGGGAAGUUACAACAAUUUCUUCCGAGAGCAGCUUGCGUACAACGAUUACAAGGGUAUAUAUUGGCCCCGUGGUCGUGCAAUGGGCAUGCAGGAGGAGGACGCCCGGACAGUCGACGGCUGUGCUACUUUCUUCAAGGGUAGCAAGUACAUCUUGUUGGACAAGCAGUUGAUCAACUUCGGCCAAACAGCUGUCCGUCGACCCGACGCCAAGGGCCAAGAUGAUAUUUACAACCGACUCUGGCAGAAGGAUCACAUCGCUGUCGUCAUCUUCCUCGAGAACCGACAAACUGGUGCGCGCUUUAUCAGUGUUAACGCUCACUUGUACUGGGACCCAGCUUUCAAGGAUGUCAAGCUCAUCCAGACAGCCAUUCUGAUGGAGGAGAUCACCAAGCUCUCCGACAAUUACGCCAAAUGGCCCGCUUGCACCGACAAGACAGCAUUCCGCUUCUCAGAGGCCGAAAGUGGUACUGAGAACGCACCUGUUGUGGAACCAGCGCCUUCAAUGGAAUACUCCAGCGGUGACCAAAUCCCCGUCCUCAUGUGUGGUGAUUUCAACUCCUCUCCCGGAUCUGCCGCAUACAACCUCAUCUCCACCGGAACCUUGCCCGAGGCGCAUCCCGAUCUUGAGAAGCGUCUCUACGGAAACCUCAGCAAGGUCGGUAUGAAACACCCCUUCAAGCUGAAAUCCGCAUACUCUUCCAUGGGCGAACUCAGCUUCACCAACUAUACUUCCGACUUCACCGCCAUCCUUGAUUAUGUCUGGUACUCUUCGAAUACACUUCAUGUGUCAGCUUUGCUCGGCGAAGUGGACAAGGAGUACCUCCGCCGUGUGCCUGGAUUCCCCAACUUCCACUUCCCUAGUGAUCACGUCGCAUUGCUGGCGGAGUUCACAGUCAAGGGCAAGAAGGGCAAGGUUGUGGAAGCAGACUUUGGGCCGCAACGGCACUAA